AUGCCGCUCCGGGUGCUGUCUGCGCUGGACUCGGCGCGUACGCAGUUGUAUCACUUCAGUGCGAUAUUUAUCGCAGGCAUGGGGUUUUUCACCGAUGCAUACGAUCUCUUCUGCAUCCCGCCUGUUUCCAAUCUACUGGGAAGCAUCUACUAUGAAAAUGAGAUGCCCAUUCGUGUGAAAGCCUCCGUCAACGGAAUCGCGCUAUGCGGAGCAUUGGCAGGCCAACUCUUUUUCGGUUGGCUUGGAGACAGAAUGGGACGAAAGAGGGCCUACGGGAUAACACUAAGUUUGAUGGUCGCGAGUUCGAUCGCUUCUGGCUUCUCAAUCGGCAGAUCAGCGGAAGCAGUAAUUGGCAGUUUAUGCUUCUUCAGGUUCUGGUUAGGGUUUGGUAUUGGUGGGGACUACCCACUGUCUGCGACAAUCAUGGCCGAAUAUGCAAAUACCACAACUAGAGGAGCUUUCAUCGCUGCUGUAUUUGGGAUGCAGGGUCUUGGAAUCCUGGCGAGCAGUAUAGUGGCUUUAAUUUUGUCGGCUACCAUGAUAUCAGUAGUGGGCGAUAUGCCGUCAUUCGGGCAAAAGGACGUGGUGUGGAGAAUAAUCUUAAUGUUAGGAGCCGUUCCCGCAGGUUUUACAUAUUACUGGCGGAUGAAAAUGCCGGAGACCGCCCGCUACACUGCUUUAGUGGCAAACGACCCAAGGCAAGCUGCAGUGGACAUGUCGACGGUUCUUAAUCUGAAUAUUGAAGAAGAUGAGUCGGAUGAUUCAGGCACUCAAAGUCUGCUCCCACAGUUCGGGUUGUUUUCCAUGGCUUUCGUGAAGCGGCACGGGCUAGAGCUGCUAGGCACGGCAUCCACUUGGUUCUUUGUGGAUAUUGCAUUCUACAGCGGCAAUCUGUUUCAGAGCGAUAUAUAUCAUAAUAUCAAAUGGUUGAAGUGUUAUUAUAAGAAUCCACUAGAUGAUGUUUAUCGUUCUGCAAGGGCGCAGGCAUUGAUUGCAUUUUGUGGGACUCUGCCGGGAUACAUAUUUACCAUUCUUCUGAUAGAUCGUCUCGGGAGGUUUAAAAUUCAGCUCAUUGGGUUUUUCUUUAUGUCAGUUUUCUUGUUCGCCCUCGCCAUUCCUUACGAAAGUUACUGGGCUCAGAAAGCUCAUCGACAUGGCUUUCUGGCGAUCUAUUCUAUGACAUUUUUCUUCUCAAAUUUUGGGCCCAACACGACCACUUUCAUCGUGCCGGCGGAGUUGUUUCCUGCACGGUUGCGAUCGACGUGCCAUGGUAUUUCUGCAGCCGCUGGUAAAGCAGGCCCUAUCAUUGGAGCAUUUGGGUUCUUCUCUUAUCCAACGGGCAUUGGUAUAAACAACGCCUUGAUUAUUCUAGCAGUAGCAAGUUGCUUGGGCUUCUUUUGCACAUUUCUGAUACCGGAAACAAAGGGAAGAUCAUUGGAAGAAAAUGAGGUGGAACUUACUCAAGUUCAAGCCUAA
Molecule: messenger RNA, 1476 nt
Organism: Cryptomeria japonica (Japanese cedar)
Lineage: Eukaryota; Viridiplantae; Streptophyta; Pinopsida; Cupressales; Cupressaceae
Product: low affinity inorganic phosphate transporter 3-like
Exons: 2
Coding region: 1-1476 (491 amino acids)
Biological process (GO): transmembrane transport
Cellular component (GO): membrane
Molecular function (GO): transmembrane transporter activity
Source: RefSeq, a predicted model, not a curated record